CUCCCCUUCCUGACCCGCAUUCGGCCGCGGCGACCGCACGAGCUCCGGGGGGGAGGACGCGGCGCGCACACGCGGAUCGUGGCCGUGACUUUGACAGUUGCGGCCACACACGCGCCAGUCAGCGGAGGGCCAACCGGGAGAGACUCGGCGCCUUUUCGGGAAGGUGAGAUGAGACCUCCCCCGUCCGAGUCAAGACAACAAGCGGCCCGAAAGAAGCCCUCCUUUGAUUGCGCUCUUCUCGUCGCGACACUUCAAACCACCAGCAUCCCGUUUUUAAAUUUUUUUUUUUUUCACCUUCCAAGAUUGAAGAAGAUUUUGACAGAUUUUAUCUCCAAUCCUCUCUCCUCCAUCCAGUCGGAAGAAACAACAUCUGCGUUUUACCUCCUGUAGGAAUACAAAAAGGAUCGAAACCAUUUUUUGGGGGGGUGGGGGGUUGUUUUAAUUUGUGCUAAAAAAAAAAUUUAUGAAUACCUCUGGGAUAGUUUGCAGUUAUCUACCUCAUCCAUCAAAACCGCCAAAUCAGUGAGCGCAACACAGCAAGCCGUGACCUCAUCCCGCUGUUACCGUGACAACCUGGAUUGCCUCUCAAACUCUUCUUCUUGCUGCAAUUGUUCCAGCGUAGCACCAGCUCUGGACACGGUGCCACCUCCUGGCCUGGAUUGUCGCGGUUUCUAAAAAAUUGGACAGGCUUGCGGCCCAGGUUACUGACCUUAAAAAAAAAAAGACGAAACGGAAGACUUUGCCGCAAAAAGCCACCGUACACCAGCCGUACUCUCACCCGUCCGCCAAUAUACCUCAUUUGACGAAUCGUUUACACACUCAAAGUCAAGAAACCAGAAGAAGGGAAGAAGCUACAAUCGAGCGGCCAUUUCAGCAUCUUUGAUUUGCCUUUUGGAGAUCGUAGCAAGCAUAGCCAAGAAGUCCAAGGCCACCCAAGGCCACCCAAGGCCUCGCUCCCGCCGGCUUCCGAACGAGAAGCCUCAAUGUUUUUAGCGACCAGAAGGCCGGCUUUCAUUCCAAGGCGCGCUUCCUCUCAUCCGCCGAAGCUUCCGGAGGAAAUGAAUGCGGACUUCCAGGAAGAGGCAACUCAAAGCGCCGGCUAAAUCGCAAAGUGGAGACUCGAGGGCCGUUCUUCCUGCCGUGGCGCAAACCAGCUCCAGAGAAGAUGCCUUAAGAGUCGGGAAAGGAAUGCGCCGCUUUGAUUUGCCUCAGCUGCCGUUGUGCCAAGCACGCUUCUCCCGGCCAAUGGCUGCAAGCAUUCCCACGUGGCUGCCUUUUGAAGGGUCUGCCGGCAAGUCCUGAAGCAGGCUGGCAAGGUCUGGCCGUCAACCUCCUUGUCCUGUCGUUGGCUGCCGGACGGGACCCAGGCUGAAUGGAGACAAAGUCCAAGAAGCAGAAUAAAUCACCGGUGAAAGAUGAGAAAGGGUGGCUCGAUGUGCCAAAGAGAAAAAGGAAGAACAGCCAGUCUUCGGUGAAGAGCAUGUCAGGGUACAUCCCCAGCUACCUGGAGAAGGAUGAGCCGUGCGUGGUGUGCGGCGACAAGGCCACCGGUUACCACUACCGCUGCAUCACAUGCGAGGGCUGCAAGGGUUUCUUCCGUCGAACCAUCCAAAAGAACCUCCACCCGGCGUACUCGUGUAAAUACGAAAGCUGCUGCAUCAUCGACAAGAUCACCCGCAACCAGUGCCAGCUUUGCCGUUUUAAGAAGUGCAUCGCCGUUGGCAUGGCCAUGGACUUGGUCUUGGACGAUUCGAAGCGCGUUGCCAAACGCCGUCUCAUCGAGGAGAAUCGGGAGAAACGAAAAAGGGAGGAGCUGGUGCGGACCAUGCAGGUGAGGCCGGAACCCGACGCCUCGGAGUGGGAACUGAUCAGGAUGGUGACCGAGGCCCACCGUCACACCAACGCCCAGGGAGCCAGCUGGAAACAGAAGCGCAAGUUCCUGGUAACUGACGAGCCCUUUGUUUUCAUACGCUAUCGAUUCGUAUCCCUUAACCGAAUGAGGUUUUCGCGCCCGCAGCCGGAUGAUAUCGGCCAGGGCUUGGUGCCCGCGUCAGAAGGAGACAAGGUGGACCUGGAAGCCUUCAGCGAAUUCACCAAGAUCAUGACGCCUGCCAUCACGCGGGUGGUGGACUUUGCCAAGAAACUGCCCAUGUUCUCGGAGCUUCCGUGCGAAGACCAGAUCAUCUUGUUGAAAGGCUGCUGCAUGGAGAUCAUGUCGCUGCGCGCCGCCGUGCGCUACGACCCGGACAGCGAGACCCUGACGCUGAACGGCGAGAUGGCCGUCAAACGGGAGCAGCUGAAGAACGGCGGCUUGGGCGUGGUGUCGGACGCCAUCUUUGAUUUGGGCAAGAGCCUGGCCCAGUUUAACUUGGACGACUCGGAGGUGGCGCUGAUGCAGGCCGUCCUUCUCAUGAGCUCAGAUCGCUCGGGGCUGACGAGCGUGGAGAAGAUCGAGCAGUGCCAAGAGGCGUACCUGCUGGCGUUUGAGCACUACAUCAACUACCGCAAGCACAACAUUCCUCACUUCUGGCCCAAGCUGCUGAUGAAGGUCACGGACCUGCGCAUGAUCGGGGCGUGCCACGCCAGCCGCUUCCUCCACAUGAAGGUGGAGUGUCCCAACGAACUCUUUCCGCCGCUCUUCCUGGAGGUCUUUGAGGACCAGGAUGUGUGACGAUAAAAUGUGGCAACCCCCACCCCGCCCCGCCCCCCCACCACCACCCUUACAGGAACACCUAAAAUAACUCGGAGUCAUGAUUUUUUUUUUUUUUUUUUUUUUUUUCUUCUUUGAUGGGAACAUUUGGGUUUUGGACCCCCCCCCCCCCACCACCACCACCACCACCACCACUUACCACCAGCACUCAACAUCACAAGGAAGCUUCUUUGUCGUGCGACUUUAAAAAGGUACGGUUCUUCAAACUCCACACUCAAAAGUCGAUCUAUAUGCAAACAAAUUCCAACAAGCCUAAAGCCCCCCCCCCAACCCCCCCACGCGGACACCUUUCACUUCAUACGGUGUGCUAUUUAUUUGAUUUUUUUUUUUUUUAUCGGACAAUCCCACCCCCACCUGCCUCUUUGCACCUUCCUCAUCAGCAGCGGUGGCCGCCACACUUCAGCUCGACCCCCCCCCCCCCAUUGAGCCGCUGCUAUAACAGUGUUCGCCAACCUACCUCCCUCACAUAGUGAGCUCUCUCGAGAUGUAUAUAUACGCACACACACACACACACUGUCCAAAAUACAACAUAAACGCCUACAAUUUUACCUCAUAGCUUGUAAAAUGUAGUGUCUUAUUUAUUGGCGGUUGACCGAGAGAACACAACCGUGUAGUCUUCGGUCUCUGCUUGUCCUUUUUGUAAUGGGUCUUCAGUAUCCCGCUACAGUGCAGUACAAUGUAUGAGUUACAUUUCAUGCCUGACAUGAGAUGCAGAUUUAACCCCCCCCCUCAUCCACCCCCCCCCUGCUCGAAGCUUUCCCUUUGACAUUAUGAUGGGCCUCGAAGCAAAGCCUUUCGGUAUAAUCAGCGGCGGCUGGUGGGAUACUUUGAAUGUUGACUGUCCCCCCCCCCCUCAACUCCGGAGCACUUUCAAACAACCACCGCUGGAUACAAAAUGCUGUACACGGAGCCACAAUAAUUAUUUUUUUUUAAAAUACUCAAUAAACCACAAGAAUUCAAUGCCGAGUUAAGAGGCGAGCGGCAUUUUGGAGCAACUGGAGACGCUGCGUGGAGGAUGGUUGUUAAGUGCAUUCCGCUUUAAGACCCUUUGGUCACGGCAUUCGGUGUCGGCUGGAGGGAAGCAUGGGAGUCGAUUGAAAGUAGCUUCAAAUUGCGCUCGGUGCCUUUGAAAUUAAAAACAAAUCAAUCCGAUCAGAUUGAGAGAGCUGCUGAUUGAUCUGCUUCUCUUGAUUAGCUUAUCAGCUAGGCUCGCAGCAAUGGCAUUUCUAAGCUAAUUUCUCAUUUCUGGAGUCCUUCCCUCAUUUUCACGUCACUUGCUGGUGGCUCCAAGCCAGCCGUCGUUGAUUAUAUUGAACGGGAGGUCGCGAUGCGGAACGAACGGCAUCCACGUCCCCGAAGCGACCCCGCGGGGCCUCGGGUCAUGCCCGUCCAAACUACAAAGUGACAGUUUGAAAGUAUUUUUCAGGUUGAAGAGCCACUUAUAUUUUUCUCAGGAGUUGCAAACCAGAACCAAAGGAGAGUGAAUGUUGUCGCCAGGUCAAACGGAACCCAAAUUGAACAGCCCUCUGAAAUACCCCCCCCCCUCCCUCCCCCCCAUAUGUGGCAACGGACAGCCUCAGGGCCGAGACCUCAACUGGAAAGUCAAUCUGGCCCCCGGGAUCAACCGUCAGCAGCCAGAGUGCCCCCCCCCCCCCCGAGUCAAGUUGUGGGAGCAACAGGAAGCCCUGAUGAAGCGUGAGACCCCCCCCCCGUUGCGAUGUGAUCUCAACGUGCGUGAUGCUCCCUUGCCCCCCCUUCCUUGCGGCAAUUCCAAACAGCUCAAGGACCUCCAGGUUCUUCCCGAGCGCCCCCCCACCCCCCUCAUCCUCUUUUGCAAUCAAGCGCGGACAUCGAGAGCAAAGCGGACCAGAAGACCUUUUUUUGGGGCGGCACGCCUUUGCGCGUGGGGCGGGGUUAACGACGGCAAGCAACGGGACUCCGGCGGGAGCCAUUUUGGCUCGGUUGUGGCAGGCGUGUUUGUACCCAAGGGAAGAGCACUUGGGGGGGGGGGGGGCGAGACUUUGGCCAAGCCCAUACGCAAACUGUUUUCUUCUGCUCGUGGCUACAGAAGAGGUUGCUGGCCAUUUGCGGUUCCAAAAAAAAAAAAAAAAAAAAGAAAAAGAAAGAAAAGAAAAGCCUGCCUGAGCUUUCUCUCCUUUGCCUGAAAUGUCGACUUUGGAUUAUUAUUUUUUCUCCCUGUGGCACGAAAGCUACGAUGGAUGUAAUAAGUCAGAGCAACCUUCAAAUAACCUCUUUCCAACUCCUGUUUGCCUUGAGCAAUCUUUGGGGGG
Messenger RNA from Hippocampus zosterae (dwarf seahorse), 5001 nucleotides. Its product is annotated as thyroid hormone receptor alpha. Bases 1373 to 2671 code for a protein of 432 amino acids. The transcript is spliced from 9 exons. NCBI's taxonomy places the organism in Eukaryota, Metazoa, Chordata, Actinopteri, Syngnathiformes, Syngnathidae. Gene Ontology annotation, molecular function: nuclear receptor activity; zinc ion binding; RNA polymerase II cis-regulatory region sequence-specific DNA binding. The record is from RefSeq and is a predicted model, not a curated record. Gene Ontology annotation, biological process: positive regulation of transcription by RNA polymerase II; thyroid hormone receptor signaling pathway; retinoic acid receptor signaling pathway.